AGUUGGAGCCAGACCAGGAGCUCAAGCCUGAGUUGGAGUCAACGUUGCUUUUGCUUAAGCAGCAGAAGGAAAGAAGUUGAAAGGAUGCUGCUCAUGUUGGGACUGCUCAUCUCCUUCCUGUCUUUCCUGUAUGUGCUAGCCCCUUCCAUCAGGAAGUUCUUUGCUGGUGGGGUUUGUAGAACAGACGUGCAGCUUCCCGGGAAGGUAGUGGUGAUCACUGGCGCCAACACCGGCAUCGGCAAGGAGACAGCCAGAGAGCUCGCUCGCAGAGGAGCCCGAGUAUACAUUGCCUGCCGGGAUGUGCUGAAGGCGGAGUCUGCUGCUAGUGAAAUCCGAGCUGACACGAAGAACUCCCAGGUGCUGGUACGGAAACUGGACCUCUCUGAUACCAAAUCCAUCCGAGCUUUUGCUGAAGGCUUCCUGGCAGAAGAAAAGCAACUCCACAUUCUGAUCAAUAAUGCAGGAGUGAUGAUGUGCCCAUACGGCAAGACAGCUGACGGGUUUGAAACCCACCUGGGAGUCAACCACCUGGGCCACUUUCUUCUCACCCACUUGCUUCUGGAGCGUCUAAAGGAGUCCGCUCCUGCCCGGGUGGUGAACCUGUCAUCAGUGGUGCAUCACUUUGGCAAGAUUCACUUUCACGACCUCCAGAGUGAGAAGAACUACAACUCAUGCUUUGCCUAUUUCCACAGCAAGCUCGCCAAUGUACUUUUUACUCGUGAGCUGGCCAAGAGGCUCCAAGGCACGGGGGUCACCAUCUAUGCAGUGCAUCCAGGCAUCGUCAGGUCGGAGCUGGUCCGGCAUUCUUUCCUGCUGUGCCUGCUGUGGCGGCUCUUCUCCCCUUUUGUCAAGUCGGCACGGGAAGGGGCACAGACCAGUUUGCACUGUGCCUUGGCUGAAGGCCUGGAGCCCCUGAGUGGCAAGUACUUCAGUGACUGCAAGAGGGCCUGGGUGUCCCCCAGAGCCCGGAAUAAUAAAACAGCUGAGCGCCUGUGGGUCGUCAGCUGUGAGCUUCUGGGAAUCCACUGGGAGUAGAGCUCAUGGAAGAGCCACAGCUUAUUCAGGCUCAGUCUUUGCCAUUACGAAGAGUGGCCAAAUAGACGAGCAACCGUGAAGCUGGGUGUUGUGAAUCCCGUCCUCUGCGUCUUCUGAUCCUCCAGGAAACCUUUGCACACCCAAUCUUGUAAGAUUGACUCAUGGCACAAGACAUCAAAACUACAGAGCAUUCUUCUCUAAGACUGCGGAGUUGAUUACCCUCUAGGCUGGGAGGACAGGGCAGGUCCUAGUCCUGCAGGAUGGUGGAAGAGCCUUGGAAAUUGGGUCAAUUUCCUCACCAAUGCCUGAAACCGCAGCCUGCGUGCUCAGCUGAGAUGACGGGAGCAUCAGCAUUACAUAUUCCCAAGAAACAUAGACUCAAACUCUUGACUGAUCUCUUUUUCCUUUAUAAAAUCCUACUUCUAUCUGGACCCCCUCACAGUCUGGACUACCUCAGGAUAGUCAUGACUAAGCUUGGCCAAAUUUCUUUCUUUCUUUUGAGCCUCCUGGAGACCCUGUGUGAAGCUGAACCUUCCUGUUUCUUUCUCACCUUCUUAAAAGAAUUAAAAACAUUAUUUUGAGCUUUAUUGAGAUAUAAUUGACA
This is a messenger RNA of Condylura cristata (star-nosed mole), 1639 nucleotides long. It is a transcript of the gene RDH12, whose product is annotated as retinol dehydrogenase 12 (all-trans/9-cis/11-cis). Bases 85 to 1035 code for a protein of 316 amino acids. The record is from RefSeq and is a predicted model, not a curated record. The transcript has 7 exons. Lineage: Eukaryota; Metazoa; Chordata; Mammalia; Eulipotyphla; Talpidae.